CCGCCCUAUGCCCCAGUCUGAGUCUGCCAUAUAUAUAAAGAAACAAUUGAACACCAUCUUCAAGAACCCCACAAUAAAACCAUAUAUGUUCUACUUAUUAGUCUUCUACAACACCCAACAACUAAUCAAACUUUAUCUCUACUUUCUUUUUCUAGUCCCCAAUAUUACAGAAUACAUCAAUCAAAGCUCCAUCUGCACAGAGAGAGAGAGAGAGAGAUGAGCAGCUCAGAAGAGGAAAGACUGGUUCAGAUGAUAGAGGAUUUUAUAGAAUCAGAAUCACCAUCUCCCAUUUUUUCUGCUUCCUCAACCUGCCUUCCUCUUAACUAUCAUACGCAAUAUCUCACUUUACAGGAGAUUGUUGGGAGUAGGACACAGGCUGAGGCUGAGGUCCUAGAGUGUGUGUUGAGGCACAUGAGAAACAAAAGGGACGCUAAGAAAACGACUAGUCUGAAAAAGUGGCUUGUAAUGAAGCACAAAAUAGAUGGCUAUAAUGCUUCUCUAUGUCAAACAUCUUGGCUCACUUCCUUGGGAUGCCCAGCUGGUGAUUAUGACUACAUUGAUAUCACAAUGAAAAAUGAAAAUGGUGAUCCAAUGAGGCUCAUAGUGGAUAUAGACUUCAGGUCACAGUUUGAGCUAGCAAGGCCUACACCAACCUACAAGGAGCUCACAAAUAUACUCCCACACAUCUUUGUAGGGACUGAGGACAAGCUCAACAAGAUAAUCUCAAUUCUAUGCCCAGCUGCCAAACAGUCCCUUAGAGAGAGAGGCCUCCACAUACCCCCUUGGAGGACUAUCACUUACAUGCAGUCUAAAUGGCUCUCUGCCUGUCACAAACUCCCUAAUGCAGUAGGAUCAUCAGAGAACAGUAAUAGAGAAACAAAAGGUGAUGCACAAAAUUACAGCAAGUGGGCACCUUCACCUCCAAUGGUGAACAAGUCCAAGAGAAGCAAUUUGGCUGGUGGGUCUGGCUUGUCUAGUCAGUUUUCUAACAUGAGCAUAAAUUGUUGCUGACUUUGAUUUUUGGUUCUUGGGUUCUAAUUUUGGCAUAGGCCGUGGAUGCCCAAUUUUGGUCCUUUUUUUUUUCUUUUUGGGUCUUUUUGUCCAAGUAUUUGUGUAUUACUUAGAUCCUUUUUGUACCGAGGCAUGAGAGCAAUUCAAUUUGUCUGCGAUUUCUUUUCUUUCUCUUUCAUUUUUGUUACAUUUAUUUUUAUCU
Molecule: messenger RNA, 1213 nt
Organism: Quercus lobata
Lineage: Eukaryota; Viridiplantae; Streptophyta; Magnoliopsida; Fagales; Fagaceae
Exons: 3
Coding region: 217-1011 (264 amino acids)
Source: RefSeq, a predicted model, not a curated record